CAACAGGAUAAAUUUGAAAGGUUUCCGGCGGAGACUCCACAGCCGAAGCUGCUUCCUCUCUCUUUAUCCCCGCCGUCCUCGGCGGCGUCCGUCGCUUCCAAAGGCUACGAGGGCGAGCUUCGAGAGAGCGAGAGCGUGAGAGGGAAAGAUGAAGGCUACGGUGAAGGGGAGAUACGAGGGGGACAAGAGCUCCACCUUCGCCGCCUUCGCCGUCAACGCCGGCGACCUCAAGCUCAAGGCCUCCAUGACCGAUGCCACCUUUGUCCACGGCCCCUCUCUCAACGGCCUCGCUUUGUCCGUGGAGAAGCCUGGCUCCUUCAUCAUCGACUACAACGUCCCCAAGAAGGAUGUUAGGUUUCAGUUCAUGAACUCUGUGAGGGCUUUCGACAAGACGGUGAAUCUGACGUACACUCAUGCCCGCGUGGACAACCGGGUGGGCCUCGACGGCUCGGUGGCGUUCGAUCCGGCGAACAAAGUGUCGGUCAGCUAUGCUCUGGGAUCGGGGAAUUGUAAGGUUAAGUAUGUGUACACGCAUGGGGUGCUAAGGCGGACAGUGCUGGAGCCGUGCUAUGAUGUGUCCAAGAACUCGUGGGAUUUUGCGGUCACGAGGAAGUUUGACGGGGGUGAUUCGCUUCGCGCUAUCUACCAAACAUCAUCGAAGAAUCUUGGGCUUGAGUGGAACAGGGAAUCGAAGCCCUAUGGAUCCUUCAAGAUUUCCACAUCAUUCAAUCUGGCAGAGCAAAAGAAGGUUCCAAAAAUAAUAGCUGAAAGUACAUGGAAUUAUGAAAUGUGAUCUUAUAGCUCACCCAUGCCCAUGGGUUCUUUAAUCAAACAAUUUUUGUUGUCAACCUUCUUUAAAAUUUAGUUACCAAAUUUUCUUUGUUAAGGUUGUUAUUUUGCCAAGGCAUGAGUUUGAAGAGAUAAAGACUUUGCAUCUGCCUAGGAACAAAAUUCAGACUUUUUAUUUUUUUUAUUGCUUUGAAUUCAUUUUGU
This is a messenger RNA of Phoenix dactylifera (date palm), 993 nucleotides long. Its product is annotated as outer envelope pore protein 24B, chloroplastic-like. Gene Ontology annotation, biological process: regulation of monoatomic ion transmembrane transport. Lineage: Eukaryota; Viridiplantae; Streptophyta; Magnoliopsida; Arecales; Arecaceae. The record is from RefSeq and is a predicted model, not a curated record. Gene Ontology annotation, molecular function: voltage-gated monoatomic cation channel activity.